AUGGUGGCCAUUAGUACCUUCUUCCGCCUCCUCUUACUGAUCUCCUCUGUGUCGGCCCUUGUUCCGACGGACACUGUCUUCGACAUCGAGUUGGUCCACCGUGAUUCCCCCAAGUCGCCAUUGUACAAUAGCUCGAUGACGCCUUUUGAUCGCUUGCAAGCAGCCGUCGUCCGCUCGGUCAACCGAGCUAGCUACUUGGACAAGCGCAUCACCAUGGAGACCUCCAUCGACGUAGAGGUCGGCGUGCUCUAUGAUGACUGGGAAUUCUUGAUGGGGUUCAGCAUGGGCACGCCAAACAUGCAAUCUAUGUGGGGCAUCAUCGACACCGGCAGCAUGCUAAACUGGGUCAACUGUGUUGGCUGCCAAUGCUUCAACAAGACCGUUGCCCUAUUCAAUACUAGUGCAUCCCUCUCCUACAAGAAGUUUUCUUGCUUUUCCGAUGAGUGCAGGAGCAUGCGCCCAACUCGUUGCAGUGAUGAUAUGAUGUGCAAGUACCAUUACUUCUACGCUGACGGCUCCAACAUCGAUGGAAUUUUCUCCUCGGAUACCUUCCAUUUCACCUCAUUAAAAACGAUGCAAUCUACAUCCAUUCCAAAUAUCAUAUUCGGUUGCAACUUCCGAUCAUUGCACACCAAAGUUAACGACCCCGGCAGCUUAAUUGGGAUGGGCCCUUCGCCACCGUCUCUGAUUUACCAGCUCGCCCCAAAGUACAUCAGCAGCAAGUACUUCUCCUACUGCCUAAAUAGACUCAUUGGGGGAGUUAGCAGUAGGCUCUUCUUGGGGCGCGACAAAUCGACAGUCGCCGAAAAGGCGAGUGUCACACCGCUCAUGACGCAAGACAGCUUCUACGCCGUGCAGCUUAACGCCAUCUCGAUCCCAGGUGAGUUCAACAUCUUCCUUACUAAGAGCCCCAAGUUGAGGGCCGGCAACAUUGUCUUCGACUCAGGCACCCCGUUGACCAAUUUGGAUACUCAAGUGCUAGAUCAGUUGGUGAAGGAAUUGACAGAUUACGUUAGAUUGCCAACUGUGAAGAAGGGAGACCGAUUCAAAUUGUGCUUCACUGUGCUCUCGACAGAGCAAGAGGAGCAGUUGCCGGGGUUGUGGUUCUCAUUUGCCGGGGCGUUGGGGAACUUUAGGGUAAGCCCUGAAAACCUGUUUAGGUGGUUUGGCCGGCAUGCGAAAUGCAUGAUGAUAGUGGGAACGAAUGGGUUACAGAUUUUUGGGAAUAUUUUGCAGCAAGAUGUUUUGGUUGGACAUGAUCUAGAUAAAAUGGAAUUGACCCUUAUAGAGAAAAAUUGCACCAAGUUAUACAAACCCUAA
Zingiber officinale is the source of this 1320-nucleotide messenger RNA. RefSeq names its product probable aspartic protease At2g35615. Lineage: Eukaryota; Viridiplantae; Streptophyta; Magnoliopsida; Zingiberales; Zingiberaceae. The record is from RefSeq and is a predicted model, not a curated record. The transcript has a single exon. Gene Ontology annotation, cellular component: extracellular region. The coding region runs from base 1 to 1320 and encodes 439 amino acids.